Molecule: messenger RNA, 1107 nt
Organism: Histoplasma capsulatum G186AR
Lineage: Eukaryota; Fungi; Ascomycota; Eurotiomycetes; Onygenales; Ajellomycetaceae
Product: alcohol dehydrogenase
Exons: 4
Coding region: 1-1107 (368 amino acids)
Molecular function (GO): oxidoreductase activity
Source: RefSeq, a predicted model, not a curated record
AUGGGCGAAAUAGCUGAAGUCCCCAAACAGGCGAAGGCCAUUGUCUAUGAUAACCCGGGAACCAUUUCAACGAAGGUCGUGACUGUGGAUGUGCCCGAGCCUGGUCCUGGAGAAGUCUUGAUUAAUCUGACUCACUCUGGCGUUUGUCACUCAGAUUAUGGCAUCAUGACUAAUAGGUGGAAAAACCUCCCGGCUCCAACAGCAGCUGGUCAAGUUGGUGGCCAUGAGGGUGUUGGAAAGGUCGUCAAACUCGGUCCGGGUACAGAAAGCUCGGGAGUAGAGCUAGGAGCUCGCGUGGGCGUCAAAUGGCUGCAAUAUGCUUGCGGCAACUGUGAACCUUGUGGCGCGGGUGUAGAUGCCUGCUGUGUGAAAUCGAAAGUUUCUGGAUACUACACUCCUGGCACAUUCCAGCAAUACGUUACGUCGCCAGCAAGCUAUGUGACUCCGAUUCCAGACUCACUUCCCUCCGACCUGGCUGCCCCUUUACUCUGCGCCGGGGUGACCGUUUAUUCAGCCCUUAAGCGCAGUCAAGCCAGGCCGGGAGAUUGGGUCAUUAUUUCAGGUGCCGGAGGUGGCCUAGGCCAUAUUGCAACCCAGCUAGGCAGCAGGGGCCUAGGACACCGUAUUAUCGGUAUCGACCACGGCAGCAAGAGAGAUAUCGUCCUUGAAUCUGGCGCGGAACACUUUAUCGACAUCACGCAGUUCACGGACAACGAGCCCAAAGGCGGCAAGUUGGCGGAACACGUCCAGUCCCUGACCGGUGGCCAUGGCGCCCAUGCCGUUAUUGUCUGUACAUCCUCGAACGCUGCGUAUGCGCAGGGGAUGUAUUUGCUCCGCAUGAACGGUGUGCUAGUCUGUGUUGGAAUACCAGAGAACGUGCCCCUCCCGAUUGGGUCGUCGUUCCCUGCGCACCUUAUCGGGAAACAGCUUUCCAUCGUAGGGUCUGCAGUGGGAACUAAGCGGGAGUCAAUUGAGACUAUGGAAUUCGGGGCGCGGGGGAUUAUCCAAGUGCAUUUCCGAACGGAGAAAAUGGAUGCACUAACGGACGUAUUCAAGGAAAUGGAAAGGGGGGAUCUUAAGGGGAGGGUGGUGCUUGACCUGUCUUAA